CAAAGCGUUUAUGGGUCCUCAUUAUUUUCUCAAAGUGUUUCCCCAUUUACCGUGCAUCUUUCGUUGCUUUAUUGUUUACUUCGCAGAUCGAAUUACGUUAGUUUGUUGAUCCCAUUCCAUGCAGGUUGGGUUUUCCAAUUUUCCAUAUUUCUACAUCGCCGCCAUGGAAAUUUUCUUUCGAGAGGAGUCUCUCGACUGGUUGCCAGUUGCAUAAUUACGACAGAUUUUCCAGUGCCAUUCGACUUGUCUUCGGGGGCAGGCGUUGCAUGUGGGAAGGCUGAGGAAGCCAGUUGAAGUGGUCCACGAAUGGGUUACUGGCGUAGCCCCGAUUCCCGCCGAGAAACCUCUUCGUUCUGCCAAUUAUUUAACGUAGGCUACCUUUACCGUUUGGCAUUUCGAAAAGUGUAGCCCUUGGCUACGCAAAUAUAGAAACCAAAAACCACUGUCAUCAGGUUGAAAGAACAAACAACCGAAUAACCUUUUGGGCCACAAAACGGCAAACGAUUUGGCCACCUAACAUAUUUGCAUAAAACGUAAACACACUGACUAUACUAUGCGGUUAUUUCUAGCUGAAGAUAAAUCAAAUCCGCUGCAUUUUCACCAACGCCGUAGAAACAGACCCCAAAAGCGGGGCCCCGAAGAAUGUUUAUUCGCCAUUAAGUUUCAACGCUCUUGCGCAUAAUUAAGACGAAAAAAAAAACCAUAUAAUAACGAAGCCGAACAAAGGAAAAUUUCUUUGGCCCGUGAUUAGAAAGAAUCUUUCUUAUGGGCUUGUGCGGCGCUGGAAUUGAUUUGGCCAACUCAGUUGCCGUUUACAAGCCGUCGCGUGCAGAUCGCAAAUCGCCAGCAAAAGAGAUACUUCCUCUACAAGAUACAAUAUCUAUAAGAAAGCUGAAGAUCGAAUUCGCAAGAGCGUUAAACCGAAAACUGGUAGCGGUAGUACCAAUCUUUGUUUGUGGGGAGUGAAUAGAAAUGGGGAAGUGAAGUGGUCGAUCGACAGAAAAGUGAAGAUGUGAAGAGCUGUAGAUGUGAAUAUUACAUUGACAUCGAAGGCCAGUCAAAGAAAAAAUAACAGAAACCAAAAAUCAAACAAUAGAUUGUUAUUGUGGCUGCUGAAAACGAGAAUGAAUCAAUAAACCUAUUAAAACUAACUGUAAACUUGAAAAGUAGCACAGCAUCUGCAAAAAAGAAGAUAGACGUUUUCAAUUUAAAUAUGGUUAGUCAUUGGAAAAAGUGUCUACUGUGGUCGCUGAUAGCCCUCAGUGGCUGCCAGCUAAUUGCCCCACAGCAGCUGCAGGGUCCUCCUCGUCCCAGGGGGCGUGUACGCAUUGCGGAUAUGCAAAAUCCCGCUUCAGUAGGCGGGGCACCUGCUCAGGCCUUGGGAAACUGGCCAAGUGUGCCGGCUGCAGGCCCCAUCAGUUCCACUGUGCACACCCACAUUCCACUGUGGCGCGAGGAGACCGCCCCCCUGCCGGCCACGCCCAGUCAGGAGGCGGUGGUGUACGGCAACUGGAAACCGGAGCAUCCGGAGAGGCCCGAGAGGGUGGACACGAAAAUCGAGUCGGAUCCGCAGCCCAAGGAGCGGGUCUUCGGACGCUUGGAAGCCAUGCUCAUGGGAUUGCCGGCAGAUGGUAAGAUUUUAGCUAUUGAUGCCAAGCCAUCAAGUUCCAGCGAAGAGCUGACCGCUCCUAUUGCCCCUGGUGGCUACCAGAAUCCUGCCUAUUCCCGGCCAGUCAGUCGUGACAGUUCGGCAGAGAAAUAUGGACGCCGGCGCAUCAGCACUCAGCAGGCGCCACAACAAUUCGAGGUGGCCAGGGUUAACGAUUCGGAACCCAUAUUGAAGGCAAUAUCCAAGCAGAUCAACGAGUCCGUGGAGACGACGACGGACAAUCGAAGGAAUUCCAAGAAUUCCGCCGACGACAACUGGUUGCCCCUGCCGUAUCCGUAUCCCUACGAUACCACAAUGCCAGCUCCACCUGCAACGAGCUCCAUGGUUCCAGGAUUUAUGCAAUCCUCGGUGGUGCAUCCACCUGUUCCUACUCAGCCCACUCGAUCCACUGCGGGACUAUUGAAUUGGCCCACCGAUUUCAUAGACAGCACAUCUCUUACGGUAAGCACCGAAAGGAUAGAUGGGAGCAUGCAGGGAAGCAUUGACCGGCGCGACGAGAGCGUCUCUGAUCCUGUGGACGAGUACAAGUACUACGAGGAUUCCCUGAACUCCGCCCAGAUGAACAGCGAACUGAGUGUUCCAGAGACCGUGCCGCUGAAUAUUACCCGGGUAGGCAUCCCGUACGAGGAUCGAAAUGCCUCUGAGGAGCCGACCAUAUGUGUUCCUCUCACCGUAUCGGAAACUUCGCUUUCCUCCGACAGCAUUUUGCCCCAGGUGGUGGAGGUCGAAAGGGUCUACUGCUUCCCCCUUCCCAAGGUGGAGAUACGUCCUGGUCAUGCUCGUCCGCAGGUGGAACAGGUGACGAGGGAGCAGGAGAUACUAGAGGCAGAUAUGGAUAUACAGCCAACGGAAGCGGCUAUUCCGAGUAAUUCCGGAGCCGGAUCCCCGCGAAGAUCACUUGGCACACUCGCGGUGCUCCUCGUUAUUGCUUGGAGCUUCCGGCCAGAAAUUAGUAUUUAGACUAAGUAUCACUUGACCUUAACACAACUCAGGGGCUAUACGCUAACUACACUUACUUAAAAAUUAAACCUAAGCCAACACAUGAAAUUCACUGCUUUUGUAUUUUG
Drosophila simulans is the source of this 2736-nucleotide messenger RNA. RefSeq lists its product as uncharacterized. NCBI's taxonomy places the organism in Eukaryota, Metazoa, Arthropoda, Insecta, Diptera, Drosophilidae. The transcript has 2 exons. The record is from RefSeq and is a predicted model, not a curated record. Bases 1214 to 2629 code for a protein of 471 amino acids.